Messenger RNA from Oryzias latipes (Japanese medaka), 1590 nucleotides. RefSeq lists its product as uncharacterized. The record is from RefSeq and is a predicted model, not a curated record. Lineage: Eukaryota; Metazoa; Chordata; Actinopteri; Beloniformes; Adrianichthyidae.
AGUGUGAGCACCUCUGAUCUAUCUAUUUAAUUUGAAAAGAAAAAACGGCCAACAAUAUCUGGAAACUCAGUGAGGAGUUUUAGGCUUCAUGAAGUAGCAGGGUGUCACCCCUCCUCCACCGCUCAAUUAAUGGGCCCAUCAGAAUCAGCCAAUCACAGCGCUUUGCCAGAGAGCAGUGAGGGCAAAAGUCCACACCUGCAGGGAGCUGCUUUGUGACAAGAUGGAGCGUUUUCAAAAGGGGAUCAAGAAGUUGCAGACUCAGCAUGGAGAGUGUGAAAUAAGGCAUGAAAAGGCACAGUUGGAGGCUGCUAUGGCAGAUCUUGAUCGAACUGAAUGCCAUACAGCAGCUGAAGAAUGCAUGUCAUCAGAUGGAAACAGGCAAGCCUCAAGCUCUGGUGAAAAAAAGAAAAAGGAUGAACUCAAACAUCAUGGUGGCGAUGAUUAUGGCGAUGAUGAUGGAAACAGGCAAGCCUCAAGCUCUGGUGAAAAAAAGAAAAAGGAUGCACUCAAACAUCAUGGUGGCGAUGAUGAUGGGGAUGAUGAUGGCGAUGAUGAUGGAGACGAGCAGGCCUCAAGCUCUGGUGGAAGAAAGAAAAAAGGAGACACCAAAAGGGACACACCGAAACAGAGUGUAGGCGAUGAUGAUAACGUUGACGAUGAUGAUGGAGACGGGCAGGUCUCAAGCUCUGGUGGACAAAAGAAAAAAGGAGACACCAAAAUGGAAGCACCGAAACAUCAUGGUGGCGAUGACGAUGAUGACGAUGAUGAUGGAGACGGGCAGGUCUCAAGCUCUGGUGGACAAAAGAAAAAAGGAGACACCAAAAUGGAAGCACCGAAACAUCAUGGUGACGAUGACGACGUUGACGAUGAUGAUGGAGACGGGCAGGCCUUAAGCUCUGGUGGACGAAAGAAGAAAGGAGACACCAUAAUGGAAGCACCGAUACAUCGUGGUGGCGAUGAUGAUGACGACGUUGAUGACGAUGGUGAUGGAGACGGGCAGGCCUCAAGCUCUGGUGGACGAAAGAAGAAAGGAGACACCAUAAUGGAAGCACCGAAAUAUCGUGGUGGCGAUGAUGAUGACGACGUUGAUGACGAUGAUGAUGGAGACGGGCAGGCCUCAAGCUCUGGUGGACGAAAGAAAAAAGGAGACACCAAAAUGGAAGCACCGAAACAUCGUGGUGGCGAUGAUGAUGACGACGUUGAUGAUGAUGAUGAUGGAGGCGGGCAGGUCUCAAGCUAUGGUGGACAAAAGAAAAAAAAGUUGAUUUCAAAGAAAAGAGAAUUGCCAAGAGCAAUCAUUAAGAAGCCAUGGAGCCAAGAAGAGAGAACUGCAGUCACACAAAAGAUGGCCGGCUUUAUUGGACUUAGAAGGGUACCAGGAAAAACUGACUGCAGCAUUUGCAUCGAGGAGUCUCCUGAACUAAAAAACAGGUCAUGGAAAGAUAUAAGAUACUUCGUCUACAAUGAAAUCAUUAAAGUGAAAAAGAAAAAUAUGAUUUAGGAUUAUUUAUCCUGUUUUGCUCUUUUAAUUUAAUGUUACUUAAUUUUAUGCACAAUUUCUAUUAUUUUUAAGUGCAAUAUAUUUAUGUU